GGUAAUAUUUUUUAUUAAGAAAUAAGUAACUAUUUUUAAAAUGUCUAGUAGCAAAACAAGAUGCGAAACACCGAAAAAAUUUUAUGCACAAGAUUAUCUUGAUACAAAUCAAGUUCAUUUUGGUGAUCAAGAAUCUUUAGUGAAUAAUGAAAUAAAAUUGAGCACGAGAGAACAAAAUUUGUAUUAUCCUCCGAAAAAUCCUGAAGAGGGAUUACCAGAACCGCAAGAAUCAGAAGAAAAUGAAAAAGAAGAAGAAUCGUAUAGAGAAUCAAUUUUGACAUCAGUUGGUUGUUCAUCAAGUUUGCCACUCGAUAAAUGGACAAAUCUUGCUCAGCAAACGAGAACUAGACCAUCAGUGGAUAAAUUUACCGUCUCACGAUUUAGUCCCGCCGAGUGGUAUUUACACAAUGAAGCUGUAUCACGAGACGCUGAUGGAUCGAUUAAUGAUAUCAAAAAUAUAGCUUUUACAUCACAUCAAACGGAGAACGAAAUUUACAAUCGCGUUGACGAAAACGAUGUGGAUAAUAAAUAUUAUUUAACAGUUAACGCGCGGAAUUUAUUCAAUUCGAAACGCGAAUUAGAGCGCAUUAACAAAGACGUGACGGAUGAAUUAGAGAGUACAAAAAAUUUAAUACAACAAUUAAUGAAGAGCAAUCGUGCAGUACAAUCAAUUAUAAAUAUCGACCAGGAUUUAAAGCGUGUGAGAAAUACGAGAUUAGAAGAAGAUCUUGUUCAUGAUUCAGUUACUGAAGAAAUACUUAAAGAAGAAGCACUUUGUACAGAAACAAUAAAAUUAAUAAAAAAAUUUAUUGAGGAUGUAAAGAAUAAAGUAAAUGAACUGAAGGAUGCAAAACAACGACUAGAAUAUCAUUGGUCAAAUAAAAAGGACGCAUAUGAAAUUGAUACAGCUUGCAUCGGUUUAAACAAUAAUUCUGAAACAAUCCAAUGGAAACCAGGAUGUGCUCAAUUGCCAGCUGGACAAUGUACACCAGUAGGACAUGAACAAUUAACCAAAGAAUCAAUAGCUUACACUCAAAUAUCAAUCAAUAGAUCUAGAAUACUUAAAUUAAAUAUCAAAGAUCAUAUUGAUAAAUUUGUUAAAUUUUUACUACUCCAAGCUUGUCAAGUAGACGUUGCUUUAGCUAAUAAAUUUAACGAAACUGAUCAAACUUGUAGAAGACUUGAACGUGCUUUACUUGAGGUAAUUUAUUGAUUAUUCAUCAUUUUUAUUUUCUCUCUAUACACUAAUUAUUAUGUAUCAUCAUUA
Messenger RNA from Microplitis mediator, 1267 nucleotides. RefSeq names its product tektin-4-like. Lineage: Eukaryota; Metazoa; Arthropoda; Insecta; Hymenoptera; Braconidae. The transcript has 5 exons. The record is from RefSeq and is a predicted model, not a curated record. Gene Ontology annotation, biological process: cilium movement involved in cell motility; cilium assembly. Gene Ontology annotation, cellular component: nucleus; microtubule cytoskeleton. Bases 41 to 1213 code for a protein of 390 amino acids.